CGUAAGACUCAGUUACCAUGUUAUGAGCUACAGUUACCUUUAUCCCUUAACUUAUUCAAGGAUCGGCUUGCUGUUCUUCACUUCAAAACAUGUUCCAGAUUCGACCUCUAGGUGAAUAUUCAUGUCUAGAGCACACAAGAAUGUUUCGUUUUUUUACUGCAAUCUGUACGAUAAUACUCACAUCUAUAUCUUUGGACAUGGACGAUUAACAGCAUGGAAACGGUUUUCGGAUUGUCAAGUUUUACAGAAGUAUAAUGACGACCGAUCAAUUGACAGCAAAAGAUUUUAGUCAGUACAAGCAGCCAAAUAAAAGAAGAUUUCAAUGUCAGACAAUCUUCCGUUUUACAAUUUAAAUUUUCCAGCGCGCAUCAUCACGGAUUCCAUGGUCAGGGUUUAGAGCCCAGCCUGGGUCACGUGAUGCGCGUGUGCGUGUGUGUGUGUGGGGGGGGUGUUUAUCCGUUGGUGCUGAACGACAGCGAAGUCUCGUCGCGGAGGACACAGAUCCACGAAGACUGGCUGCGAGACGCUCCAAUCGACCCACAUGCCCAACAACUGAAGGACUUUACGUGAAAUCGUCGGGUGGACAGCAACGAUGAUUUCCCCUUGGGACCGGUCGCAGUCCACGGGCUGCUGCCUCUGUUGCCAUGUACGGACGGGCACCAUUAUACUCGGCAUCUGGUACAUGCUCAUCAAUGGUGUGGUGCUGCUCAUUUUGCUGACUUCCCUCGGUGACCCUGACCAGUUCCACCUGACCAGUGCUGAACUGGCCAAUGACCUCGAUGUCAUGGAUGAUGCUAAUAUGUGCAUUGCUACAGCAAUCUCGCUUCUAAUGAUAUUAAUUUGUGGGAUGGCAACCUAUGGUGCUUAUAAGCAACAUGCUGCCUGGAUAAUUCCGUUCUUCUGCUACCAAGUAUUUGAUUUUGCCCUUAAUGUAAUGGUGGCUGUCAGUGUUGUGGUGUACCCCAACACCAUUCAGGAAUAUCUUCAGGAGCUGCCAGGGAACUUCCCGUACAAGGAGGAAUUUAUGUCCAUGAACAGUGCGUGUCUAAUGCUUAUCGUGCUUCUCUUCAUCGGUUGCAUCCUUGGUUUCAAGGCUUACUUGAUUAGCUGUGUCUGGAACUGCUACAGAUAUGUCCGAAGGAGAAGCACCACUGAGGUGUUGGUGUACGUUACUACUAAUGACACUACGGUGCUCCUGCCCCCAUAUGAAGAGGCCGUGGCUAUUCCACCGAAGCACCCCCCUCCCCCAUAUCCUGGGGCAUGACAGAAUGUGCCCCUCCCUUCCCCAUCCCUCCCCCGGUCUCUCAUUUGUGGGCAGGUCUCACUCUCUGAUGCACAGUCCCAGUCUGUGUUAAUCCACUGUACACAACACUAUCACCUUGUUCUCUCUCUGCACCCAGAGAGACAUUUUAAUGCAUCGGUUUCCAUUCACUUUUUACCCACAUUAUGAUUAAUGAUCUAAAGUUAGAUGUUCUGCUGGAUGUGUUAGGUCUUCAGGUAUGAAAUUCAUGUAUAGUCUUAAUUUAAUGCGUAAUCACCGGUCAUGAUAUUGAGAUAUAAACAUAUAUACAAUUUAUAGUCCAGACUUCUCCAAAUUCUACAUUUUCUUUUGUUGCUGCUGAAUGUAAAAAUAUGACAGUUCACCAUGAA
Messenger RNA from Brienomyrus brachyistius, 1650 nucleotides. RefSeq names its product lysosomal protein transmembrane 4 beta (gene laptm4b). The coding region runs from base 593 to 1264 and encodes 223 amino acids. Gene Ontology annotation, cellular component: lysosomal membrane. NCBI's taxonomy places the organism in Eukaryota, Metazoa, Chordata, Actinopteri, Osteoglossiformes, Mormyridae. The transcript has 7 exons. The record is from RefSeq and is a predicted model, not a curated record.